GUGAGAUUAUUCGGGUUUGUGCCGCGGCGGUUGUGCGUAGGUUUUGGAAGGGGGACGGGCAUGCCCCGGCGUUAGGUCGCAGUUGAAUUGUAUUUACAUAUAAGUUUUACACAUUGGGGAAUUGACAACGAAGGACCAUGAAGCUGGCAAUAAAGCAGCCCAGUGAGAGCAUGCCAAAUAUCCUCACUGAAGAGGAAGAUGAGGAGAGCAUGGCUGCAUCUGAAUUGCAAGACAUGCCACAGGAUGACAUGGAGCAUACAAUGGAAGAGGAAGAUGAAGACGUGCCAAUGACCAUUCCGGCGGACGUGUCGUGCGUGGUGCCCGGCUGUGGCCGCCGCCACGGCCGCAUGUGCACCUUUCCCGUGGAGGGUGAGAUGCGCGCCGCCUGGACCAGCGUGCUGGAGGCUGUAUACCCGACGCUCGACAUUAACGCACCAGAGCCCAAGCUCAAGCUACUCUGCGAGGACCACUUCGAGUUGACAGACUUUGAUGAGCGCGGCCUGAUCCAGCCGUCAGCGGUGCCCACGCGCUUCCCAGGCGGCGUCAAGGUGAUCUACAACAGUAGCGGCGAGGCCGGCGACGAGGAGGCAGUCGCCGAGGCGGCUGAGCCGGCUGAGCCGGCGCCCAUUGCCUGCUGCGUGCCCGGCUGCACGACCGUCGACCUGGCGGACAGCAUGUACCUAUUCCCGGAGGAUCUCCAUCGCGCCUGGUCUUCGAUCAUCUCGGCAGCUACAAGCAAACAUGCGUGGAAAAGGGGUGACCUGGACCCGAAGACCCAACGGCCCUUGGAAAUGAGAGUUUGCAAGGAACACUUUGUGCCCGAGAACUUCAACGCGGACAAGACUCUGAAGGCUGGCUCCCACCCCAGCCUGUUUGACAAUGGCAAGAAGAAGGUGAUUCUCCGACCUUCGACCGCCGCCGCCGCCGCUCAGACGCCUAAGCCAAAGCCGGCCCCCGCAGCUCGGAAGACGUACACACCCAAGCACAUCAGCCAUAAAACGGACCCAGGGAAGAAGAUGGGUCCCGUAUUUGUAAACGUGACGGACGAGGGCCUGCAGCUGGUGCACAAGAAUGGUGCGACGGUAUCGCUGCAAGACCUGACGCUGGCAGAGCUGCGCCGCAUCAGUGACUGUCUCAAGGACAAACUGAAGACGGACGUAUCUGACGACGAGAGGAAGAAUCUUAAGCUCUGCGAAACACAGGUCAAUCCAGUGCUGGAGGAGAAGGAGGCUGGCGAAGCACAGAACCCUGAUAGUUCUCCUGUGAUGGCGGAUGUACUGGCACUGAACCCGGACAUGGAUGACGAGGACGUCAAGCGUCUGGUGGAGGGCAUCAAGCAGGUGGAUAAGCAGCGACGCGAGUACGAGCGCUCGCUUUCCCGCUACUUCGAGGACUCUGACAACUUCGCCAGGGAGUCGGAGGCCCUCACGCUGAAACUCAACACGCUCAAGAGGAAGAUCUCCGCCAUGGAAACCACGUUUCUGCGGUUCUUCAAGUACCAGGAUCAGCGCCGGGCCCUGAUGGGCGACUCGCAGGUGAAGUGGGCCGUGCCCACGCUCACCAUAGCACGCGACAUCAUACAGAAGGUGGGCAAGACGGCGUACGGCCGCCUGCUGCGCAUGGGCUUCCCGUUGCCGUCGGCUGACGCGGUGGCAUCCUCGGUCGAGCGGGCCAGCGCCGAGAACGUCCAGUGGGGUCUGGUGGACGUGACGGAGGAACGUUCGGCCGAGACUGGCUCCGACGAGCGGCUCGAGAACGGCUCCACGGAGGAGGACGCACCAGCUGCCAAGAAGGCUCGCACGGAAGACUCCGCUGGCGCUGGCGGGGACUGCGGCGGCGCCGGCGCGCUCCAGGGCAUCACGGCCGAGCACCUGCAGGACGUGCUCGCCGGCAAGGGCACACUGCAGGACUCCCAGGGUCGCAUCAUCAAGGUCUCCUUGGCUGAGGUGCCCGGCGCGCCGCCCGGCGCUAAGACCGUUGUCAUGGAAACGCCCGACGACGCCGGAGAAGUGCGAUACGUGCCAUCUGUCGACGGUGCUGACGCCUAGCAGUGCACGUUGCUGGACGUAGAGGGCAGUGCAGGCCUUGUCAGUGUCACCCGCAGGUGAACAGCGGUCGGGAGAGGGGGUGGGAAGGGCUUGAUUUGGCUCACAGGACAAUGGAUGCGUAUCACGGGAACCUCAAGGGUUGCAUCAAGAGGAUCCUGACGUCACAGAUGUUGAUGCCGUGAACACUCCCAUUUGGCCCGUGAUCAAACGUAGCCUCGCAGCCGACGGAUGGUUCACGAACCCUCGGGAUGAAAAGCGCCGGCCGUAUGUUGUCGGAUGUCAUUAACCAUUAUAGUUAUCAGUCACCAUCGUCGUUGUGAAUACAUUCAUCAUUUGAAGCUU
Messenger RNA from Pollicipes pollicipes, 2390 nucleotides. RefSeq lists its product as uncharacterized. Bases 138 to 2048 code for a protein of 636 amino acids. Gene Ontology annotation, molecular function: sequence-specific DNA binding. The transcript is spliced from 16 exons. The record is from RefSeq and is a predicted model, not a curated record. Lineage: Eukaryota; Metazoa; Arthropoda; Thecostraca; Pollicipedomorpha; Pollicipedidae.